Messenger RNA from Portunus trituberculatus (swimming crab), 1660 nucleotides. RefSeq lists its product as uncharacterized. Lineage: Eukaryota; Metazoa; Arthropoda; Malacostraca; Decapoda; Portunidae. Gene Ontology annotation, molecular function: double-stranded DNA binding. Bases 43 to 1158 code for a protein of 371 amino acids. The record is from RefSeq and is a predicted model, not a curated record. Gene Ontology annotation, biological process: regulation of DNA-templated transcription. The transcript is spliced from 5 exons.
AUUUGCUGUCUGCGUGUUGUCACUUUCCUGAUCUUGAUCCUAAUGCUACUCCUUGAAAAAAAGACGCGGGUCGCACCGUCACUCGUCAGUCGUCGCACGGUUUGUUUACAUUCUGACCCACACACCACCAGGGAGGGGAAUGCAGGUAUUGGAGUUUCCCUCAGUACAUUAAGGAUGUUUACUGCCAGAAUUGUGUGGAGAUGGGGUGCGACUCCACUGUUGGCUCCUUUGCUACCUGUAACAUCUCGUCUUGCAUCCUUCACCCAUGGAAGAGAAAAGCAGUUUUGUUCAGUAGCUAGCACAGAACAGAAUGACACAAGCCUUGUGGAUGUGGAGGCUCGAGUCAAUGUGGUUGUGAAUGAUUUGAGUGUGCGAGGCAUUACUCAGUAUCCAAAGGCACAGGUGAUGUGUCUUUACCAGCUGCUCCUGGAUCUGGAUAUCAAGGCAGAGACCAUUGAAGCUCAGCUGCUGCAGAUGCCACACCUCCUCUGUCAUUCUCACAAGGCCUGGACCAAUACAUGUGAGGUGAUGGUGGAAAAUGGCAUCCCUGGUUUGCGGAUUCUUCAGAGCAUUGCACUUUAUCCUAAAUUCUUGAAGAUCAAGUCGUCUCUCCUCCAAGAUAAACUUUUGCUGUACCGUCAGAUGAAUGUUGGCAAGCUGAAUUGCCUCAGUCUAGUUAUAAAAUAUCCAGUGUUGUUACUCGGUGAGCCAUCACACUUGAAAAAUCGUCUGGAUAGCCUGUAUGCCUUGUUUCCUCCAGCAUCACUUAAAAAUUUGAUACAGAAUAACCCGAAUGUUCUCCUUGAUAGCUGGGAAGACAUCAUGGCCAAAAUUAUGUACAUCCAUGAGGAGAUGGGUCUGGAGCAACCACACAUUGGUGCUGCUAGAUGUCUCAAACAGUCACUCCUACACAUCAAAACAAGACAUCUCUUUCUCCUUCGGGCUGGCCUUUACAAGACACCUGACCUGAAGAAGGACAAGCAGAGCCACCGCAGGAAUCCCUCACUCACUGAUAUCAUAGAUACUUCGGAUAAACGUUUCACCAACAGGAUUGCACGGCUGACAGAGCAGGAGUAUGGGGUGUUCAAGGCAAUGAUGGCUGCAGAGGAGCAAGACAGCAAGGAUUAUGAUUCUGAUGAUGGUGAGGAGGAAGAAUGAGUGCUUAGUUACAAAAAAUACCAGUGAUAAUAUCUCUCUCUCUCUCUCUCUCUCUCUCUCUCUCUCUCUCUCUCUCUCUCUCUCUCUCUCUCUCUCUCUCUCUCUCUCUCUCUCUCUCUCUCUCUCUCACUCAGAAUGUAAUCUCUAACAUUUUGGUCAAAUAUAUGGGAAAGCAGAGUGCAAGACUCUUGUUUAGUGCAAAAAUAUUAAUUGUAUCAAUCAAUCUUUGCAAUAAUCAAAGAUACAUGAUUUUGCACAAAUUCAAAGAAACCAGUUUCAUGAUUAUCAUCUCCCUUUUUUUAGAUAUUCAUAAAGAAUUUUCUUGUAUAUAUGUGUAAAUUUAACGUUUAUGAGGUGUGUGUGCAUAGGGCAUACAUGGUGUGUGUGCCUGUAUGCUGUGUUUGAACCUUCCUUUUAUUGGGGACAUCAGCCUAUCAGCCUUACAUAUAGGUAGGUAUGUAUUUAUGUAUAUAGAGUUUAUAAAAAACAUGUGAUACCUGUA